AUGUGUGGUAUAUCCUGCAUCCUUUCGCUGUCCGGCGCGACGCAGCAACGACAACAGCAGCCGCAAAGACUACCCAAUGGCUAUAUCAAGAAGCAAUCGGGCUCCCAGCGAGAAGAGCUCGAGAAGGAUCUCAAUGCCUCCCUAGCCCAGAUCGCCCACCGCGGCCCAGAUGCGUGCGGCAACUGGAUCAGCGACGACUGUCGACCCAAGCCAACGCUAAUCCCGUUCCCAUCUGCAGCUCUCGGACAUGUGCGUCUAAGCAUCAACGACCUCUCUCCCUCGGCCGCACAACCCUUCCACUCCCCCUCCCACGGCAUCCACGCCGUAGUCAACGGCGAAUUCUACGACUAUGACCGCAUCCGCUCCCGCGUCGAGACCGAGACCGACUACCACUUCACCUCCCGCUCCGACUCGGAAAUCAUCAUCGCCCUGUACCUCCACGACGGCCUUAAUUUCACCGAGCACCUGCGCGGCGAGUUCGCUUGUGUGCUUUGGGACGAGCCGAGACAGUUGUUCAUUGCUGUGAGGGAUCGGUAUGGGAUCAAGCCGCUGUUCUGGACGAUACAGCCGGAUGGUUCGGGAAAGGGCGAGAGGAGAUUGUUGGUGGCUGCCGAGAUGAAGGCGUUCUUGCCGUUGGGGUGGGAGCCGGAGUGGGAUGUUAGGAGUUUGAAGGAUGCGGGGUGGAAUGUUGGUAGUACGACGCUGUUUAGGGGUGUGCAGAAGGUCCGGCCUGGUCAUUACAUGACGUGCCAGUCCUUCUCACACAUCGAGGAGCGACCGUACUGGGACUCUUCGUUCCCACUUAAGACCACGCUGGACCCGCGUACGCCUGAAGAGUUGAUCGAGGGUGUCCGCGAACGCAUGCUCGAGUCCGUCCGUCUUCGCCUUCGCGCCGAUGUACCUGUUGGCGUAUAUCUCUCCGGCGGCAUCGACUCGUCUGUCCUCGCUGGCAUGGUGGCGCACCUGGUGAAGGAGCAGAACAUGUCGAUGGGCUCUGCUCCCCCUUCGGAGAGAGUGACGUGCUUCAGCAUCGCUUUCGACGAGGAUUCCGGGUUCGACGAAGGCCAGAUCGCAAACCGUACUGCCGAGUGGCUGGGCGUGAAGUAUCUGAAGAAGCUCAUGAGCGAAGAGGAGCUAGCCAGGCGUUUCGAAGACGCUGUGUGGCAUUGCGAGCAGCAUAACCCAGAUCUGAACUUCGUGGGCAAGUAUGCCCUGUCGGAAGUGCCGCAGGAAGCUGGGUACAAGGUCGUGUUGACUGGCGAGGGCGCCGAUGAGACGUUUGCUGGGUAUCCGCUGUAUCUGCCUGACUACUUGCGGGAGCCAGACGUCAGCUACGAGAAGCACAACCCGCUCCCUGAAGCUGAGCGGGAAGAGCAGCUCCGUCUUGCUGAGGAUGCGGUAAGGGAGCAUUACCGAAGUAUGGGCGCCGACGCCGGUAACGGUGACCUCAGCACCGCUCGCAAAAUGCUCAAUGGCAUCUCCACCGUCAGCAGCAUGACAGCUUUCCAACCGGACGUCUUCGCCGACUGGACCGACGAAGUCUUCACAGCCUGCGAUCCUCAGAUGACAAUUGCCUGCAGCCCGGACGGCAUAGCACGCAACCACAUUGCCAAAGACUGGCACCCGCUGCACUCGGCUCUCUACGUCUGGUCCAAAGGCCACCUCCCCAAUAUCUUCCUCACCUGCCUCGGCGACCGGACGGAAAUGGCCCACAGCAUCGAGGCUCGCACGCCGUUUCUCGACCACGAGCUCACGGGGUACGUCAACCACCUUCCGCCUUCGGUGAAGCUACGUUGGAUGCCGGACGAGCGGCGUUUCGUCGAGAAAUGGAUCCUUCGCGAAGCCUCGAAACCAUUCAUCACUAAGGAGCUUUACGAGCGGAAGAAACACCCUUAUAGCGCCCCGACGAAGUAUCCUCGCAACGGACAUCUCCACAAGCUCCUGUCUCGCUUGUUGUUUAAGGAGGAGGUGGAGAAUCUCGGGUUUGUGAGUUGGGAGAAGCUCCCAGCAAAUUCUAGCGUGUGCCGCCUCCAUGAUGCUGCUGGGCUCGGCUGGGCUCGUGCCUUCGACGAGGUCUGGCUCUCCUUCAGGUUGCCUUCGAUGUACAAGGCCGACUAUACGAGCUUGCCUGAACCGGUGGCGGUCUGCUUACUUGCAGUCGCGGGGCCUACAUGA
This is a messenger RNA of Anthostomella pinea, 2175 nucleotides long. The record is from the annotation of a GenBank genome assembly. NCBI's taxonomy places the organism in Eukaryota, Fungi, Ascomycota, Sordariomycetes, Xylariales, Xylariaceae.